Molecule: messenger RNA, 2986 nt
Organism: Anolis sagrei ordinatus
Lineage: Eukaryota; Metazoa; Chordata; Lepidosauria; Squamata; Anolidae
Source: RefSeq, a predicted model, not a curated record
ACAAGCUGAGGGAAGCUUCCAAGAUGGCGGCGUCCGGGGCGCUGCGGCUGGCGAGGCGGGGGGGCUGCUCCCCGCCUUUCCCGGGCCCCCUCCGCUUGCUUUUCCUCAGGGGCCUGGUCUCUUCACAAAGCCGACCCGCAGAAGACAGUUGGCUGAAGUCACUCUUUGUCCGCAAAGUGGACCCCCGAAAGGACGCCCACUCCAACCUCUUAGCCAAACGGGAGACCAGCAGCCUCUACAAAAUACAGUUUCACAGCGUCAAGCCAGAAUGCCUCGAAGCCUACAACAACCUGUGCCAAGAGGUGCUGCCGAGUAUCCACGAGGGGAAGGACUACCCGUGUACGCUGGUGGGGACCUGGAACACGUGGUACGGGGAGCAAGACCAGGCCGUCCACCUCUGGCGGUACGAAGGAGGCUACCCGGCCCUGACGGAGGUCAUGAAUAAGCUCCGGCACGACAAGGUCUUCACGGAGUUCCGCAAAGCCCGGAACGGGAUGCUCCUCUCCCGCAAGAACCAGCUUCUCCUGGAGUUCAGCUUCUGGAACGAGCCUGUUCCUCGCCAGGGACCCAACAUCUACGAACUCCGAUCCUACCAGCUGCGGCCCGGAACCAUGAUCGAAUGGGGCAACUAUUGGGCCCGGGCCAUUGGCUUCCGUCAGGAUGACAAAGAAGCGGUGGGUGGCUUCUUCUCCCAGAUCGGACAGCUCUACAUGGUCCACCACCUCUGGGCUUACAAAGACCUCCAGACGAGAGAAGACAUCCGCAACGCUGCCUGGCACAAACCCGGGUGGGAUGAGCUGGUUUACUACACAGUGCCCUUGAUUCAGGAGAUGGAGUCCCGCAUCAUGAUCCCCUUGAAGGUGUCUCCUCUGCAGUAAAAGCUGCUGAACCAAAGCGACAACAACGCCGAUGACGCCAAUGAAGAAAGCCUCUUUUCUCUCUUUCGUUCUUUUGGGUAACUUUCCCUCCUUCUCUUCUUUGCGGGACUUUCUUUCAAGCACUGUCCCUUUAAGAGAGUCCUUGCCCCUCCGUUCGGCCCAAAGCGAAGGAAGGAAACGCACAAGGCUUUGGCGGCCCUCCUCCCGCCAUCUUGCCCGUCUUCCUGGAAACACUCCCGUCGAGUAUCUUUUCGUUUCCCCCUUUUUCCGCCAUUCAUUCACUCCCGGAGGAAAAUGUAUUGUUUUCCUCCUCCUCCUCCCAACGUGUGCCAACGACAGAACUUAUAUCGCUUUCCCCCUUUUUCCCGCCACGCUGCCUUUUGCUUUGUUUUGCGAGACCCAAAAUGGCCGCACGUCCGCUUGAAACGCACUUAAGAGUCAAAUCCCCGCUUUCUCAAUGCGGGGAUUUGACUGCAAGAAGGAGAGGCCUUCUUUUCCGAACAAUUGAAAGUCCUGCUUUACUUUGGAGAGAUCGGGCCUUUAUAAAGCCCAGAUGGACCCGCACGAUGGAAUUACACCGCUUCGAUGCCGAUUGAGUGCAAUCCUGGGAUUCCUCAUGCUUGCACCUUCUCAGUAGCAGCAUUGUGGCAAUGCAAGAGAGCGAUCUCCUUGCAACUUUCCUACAGCGUUAUUGCAGAGUGCAAGAGAGCAGUGUGUUUUCAACAAUGCAGGAGAGCGAUAUGUUUGCAGCUGUAUUGCAGCAAUGCAAGAAAGUAAGGUUUGCAACUUCUUUGCAACUGCAUUGCAGCAAUUCAAGAGAUCAAUAGGUUUGCAGCAAUGCAAGAGGGCGAUAAGUUUGCAACUUCUUUGCAGCUGUCUUGCAGCAAUCCAAGAGAGCACUAAGUUUGCAGCAAUGCAAGAGAGCAAUGUUUGCAACAAUGCGGGAGAGUGAUAUGUUUGCAGCUGUCUUGCAGCAAUGCAAGAAAGUAAUGUUUGCAACUUCUUUGCCACUAUUGCAACUGUAUUGCAGGAAUGCAAGAGAUCAUUAGGUUUGCAGCAAUGCAAGAGAGCGAUAAUUUUGCAACUUCUUUGCAACUGUAUUGCAGCAAUGCAGGAGAACGAUAGGUUUGCAACUUCUUUGCAGCUGUAUUGGAGCAAUACAAGAGAGUAAUAGGUUUGCAACAAUGCAAGAGAACGACAUGUUUGCAACUUCCUUGCAACUGUAUUGCAGCAAUUCAAGAGAGCAAUAGGUUUGAAACUUCUUUGCAACUAUUGCAGAAAUGCAAGAGAGUGAUAGGUUUGCAACUUCCUUGCAACUGUAUUGCAGCAAUGCAAGAGAGAGAUAGGUUUGCAACUUCCUUGCAACUGUAUUGCAGCAAUGCAAGAGAGCGAUGGUUUGCAACUUCUUUGCAACUCUAUUGCAGCAAUGCAAGAGAGAGAUAAGUUUGCAGCAACUGUAUUGCAGCAAUGCAAGAGAGAGAUAGGUUUGCAACUUCCUUGCAACUGUAUUGCAGCAAUGCAGGAGAGCAAUAGGUUUGCAACUUCCCUGCGGUAGUAUUUCACCAGUGCACAAGAGCAAUCUCCUUGCAACUUUCCUGCAACGGUACUGCAGCAAUGGAAUCAUGUGAUCUCCUCAUAACUUCCCUGCAGCGGCAUUGCAGCAGUGCAGGAGAGCAGUCUGUCAACUACAAAUCCCAGGAUUACGGUGGCACCAAAGGUACUUGCAAGAUGGAUCCAGCUCUGUAGACUAGAAAGGAGCGAAAGGAGAGAUGGGAUCCUAGAAACACAGCCACCCCUCCCUUCCUUCACCCUUGAAUAGCCUUCCUUCCAAGUGGCAAGGACUUCCCCAGUCCGUCCUAUGUUGUCCAUCAGACAACGGUCCUUAACUAGACGACAGGAAGCGCCCGAAAUCACACUCCGGACUCGCACUUAGGAUAGAGAAUCUGUGUGUAGCGUUGGGCGCCCGGAACGUCCUCGCCAAUUGGUGCGGUUCCCGUAUUCCCUGUCGAAAAUAUGGGAUCCGCUUGAUGCAUUUCAGCAAGUUGCGUGGGGUUCCCCCGCUCUCCUUUGGCCAAAAAUGUCGAUUAAAAAAAGAAGAAUCCCAUUGA